Messenger RNA from Dama dama (fallow deer), 1715 nucleotides. RefSeq names its product IQ motif containing G (gene IQCG). Gene Ontology annotation, biological process: cilium organization; sperm axoneme assembly. Lineage: Eukaryota; Metazoa; Chordata; Mammalia; Artiodactyla; Cervidae. The transcript has 11 exons. Bases 189 to 1505 code for a protein of 438 amino acids. The record is from RefSeq and is a predicted model, not a curated record. Gene Ontology annotation, cellular component: sperm flagellum; cytoplasm. Gene Ontology annotation, molecular function: protein binding.
GACGGCAUCAGAGGGUGUAGUUGGCAAAGUGAAGCCGGAGGGAAGGACGACCUACGCUUGGAGUACCCCAGAACUGAUUUGCCAACAAAGGGGUAUUUUUCCUUCUUACCACUUAGGAGUAGGGCAAACGUGAUUGCAUGUCCGUGAGAUUAUAAUGUACCAAGGAAAUUAAAACUAACUCAAGAAGAAUGGAAGAAGGUCAACUGGAAGCCUCAAAUCUUCCUCCAGAAGCUUGGCCUUCUGAAGUGACGGUGUCAGUGACAGGAGAACCACCUAAUACUGCUGUAGAAGAAAAGGAGGAAACAGCCAAAGAAGCAGUCAUAGAAAUCAGCCCAGAAAUCACGAAGCCACUCCCCAUUCUAGACGUGCUGAGGAUCUCUGCAGUUCUGGAGGACACCAUAGACCAGCUCUCCAUUCUAAACUAUAUCAUGCCAGUUCAGUAUGAAAAAAGACAAAACAUCAGCAUGAAGAAUAACAGAGAAAUGCAUUCAGAAGGAAGAAGCUCAGGAAAAGUUCCACUGGUAUCAGAACCCUCAAAAAUAUCCAGUUCGUUGGUACAUAAAGAAGAACCCAAGUUGCCGGAAAUCAGACAAGGAGGCCAGUUUAACAAAGUGCAAGAUCUUAUCUUCAAAAAGCCCGCAAGGCAGACCAUAAUGAAUACAGAGACACUGAAGAAAAUUCAGAUUGAUAGGCAAUUUUUCAGUGAUGUAAUUACAGAAACUAUGGAGGAGUUGCAAGAAGAAGGCACUUUCACCAAUCUCCUGAAAGCUUUGGGCAAAGAGAGGGAAAGCAAAAUGCAUUUCUAUGAUAUCAUUGCCAAGGAGGAAAAUGGAAGAAAGAAGAUAAAAUCUCUUCAAAAACAGCUGCUUAAUGUCAAAAAAGAAAGGCAAGCUGAAGUACAGAGUCGGAAUGAAUAUAUUGCUCACCUCAAGGACCAGUUGCAAGAGAUGAAGGCAAAAACCAACAUGGAGAAUCGCUAUAUGAAGAGAAACACAGAACUGCAGAUUUCCCAGACCCAGAAAAAAUGUAGCAAAACAGAAGAGCUCUUGCUGGAAGAGAUUGAGAAACUACGGCUGAAAACUGAAGAAGAGAACCGAAUUCAUGCAGAGAUUGAAGUGUUCCUUAGAAAGGAGCAGCAGAAGCUUGAGGAGAAGCUAGAGUUCUGGAUGGAGAAAUUUGAUAAGGACACAGAAAUGAAACAGAAUGAACUAAAUGCCCUAAAAUCUGCUAAGGCCAGUGACUUAGCACACCUUCAAGAACUUGCAAAGACGAUAAGGGAAUAUGAACAAGUCAUCAUUGAAGAUCGUAUAGAAAAGGAGAAGACCCGGAAGAAGAGAGAACAGGAUGACUUGGAACUGAGGAGCAUCAUAAAGCUCCAGGCCUGGUGGCGAGGCACUGUGGUGCGGAGAGAAAUUGGUGGUUUCAAAAUGCCUAAGGACAAAGAUGACAGCAAGGAUGGAAAAGGCAAAGGCAAAGAGAAGAACAAGAGGAGAGGCAAGAAGUGAUCAAGUUAUCUUUUCUGUUGGUGCUCUGGAGAUGGGAAGGAGGACCUGAAGGGAGUUAAGAAAUAUCUUUUACCAUCAUGGAUUAACUCAUCUAUGGGUUGUUUCUUAUUUGGAUACUCCUAGGUGAGGCUUGGUUAUACUAGGUCACUUUGCCUGCUAUACUAGUUUUCAAACCCUGAAUUAGGAUUAUACUGUGAUUUAGGGCUUCUU